Sporothrix schenckii 1099-18 is the source of this 237-nucleotide messenger RNA. RefSeq lists its product as uncharacterized. The record is from RefSeq and is a predicted model, not a curated record. Bases 1 to 237 code for a protein of 78 amino acids. Lineage: Eukaryota; Fungi; Ascomycota; Sordariomycetes; Ophiostomatales; Ophiostomataceae. The transcript has 2 exons.
AUGGUGGCAUGCCCACCUUCCAAGCUCGACUACGAGUACUUUCCUCAUUUGAGAAGAGGGGGGAACGAGCAGUCUUACGCCGCGCCCCAAGAAUGGGCACUGCGCACCAAACCCCUCAAACAAAGCGAAUGGGACACACUCCCAACACAUGUCGCCAGUGAACAAAGCGAGUCGCCUGCAACACGUCUUGCAGUCUGGAACCCAAAGAACGCUGUGACAAGAGAUGUUUUGGUUUGA